AUGAAAGAAACCAUUGCACAAAUUGAGAAAAUCGAUCCAAAAGAACUUGAAGAAUUCGAACAGGUAUCACGAGUACAACCAGCACGGACUCGUUUACGCACGAGACGUGGACUAAGAUGGAAAAGUUCAGAAGAAAAAAAUACAACCGAAGAGGAAUUAGCAUCUCCGACGCCACCGUCAUCGCCGCCACCAUAUCUCACACUCACUCUAGCCUUCAUUGUCAUAACCCCCAAAACACCAACGAUUACUGAUGAAGAAAGAGAAGAAUUCGAAAAUGUAGCGCAACCACGUCCAGCACGAGCUCAUAUGCGUACUCGUGAAUUGAGAUGGAAGGACGUCUCCCGCGAGGAUCAAACGGAGAAAUCAGAUACUGAAGCACCAUCAAAACAAGAACAACGAAGUAAACAGGGUAGGGAAAAUGACACCAAGACUGAAAAGAAACUUAGAAAAGCCAAGGAAACCAUAGCUGCCCUCCGGGUAAAACUCGAGAAAAGGGACAAAAAAAUAGCAUUUCUGCGGACCUUGUUGAUGGAGCAGGAUGCGGAACUAAAGAAGCUCGAUCCAGGAAGGAGUUCACGAAUACCGACAGAUUAUGAUUACGAUGACCUACUCCCUGAGUCACAAAAGAAACUAGCCGAGGGAGUUCUAGAGACAUUCAAGAAAAACCAGCUACUCGAAAAAUCUUUAUCGACUGAAGAAAAUGAAGUUCUCACAAAAUAUUUUGCGACACCAGAUUUACCUCCAACGAAAGAGGUUGUUACGCUCAUUGAUAAGGCGAUAAGUCACGCACUGGAUGUUCUGGAAGAACCUAACAACGACGAACUUCGCGCAUUUCUAAAGGACAGGCACAAUGCAAAACUUGCCAUAUUGGAUGUGAUGUUAGCACGACAUGAUCUGAUGCCUGACAUUUGGGAUGAAAAAGCCAGAAAGAUGGCGUCAAAGGGAGUGAUGUUAACAUUCAGUCAAGAAGACCUAAAGUCUCAAGCACGACGAUUGCAAGCUAGAUUCGCUAGAAUUCUCUUUCAUACACGUCAUCUUCGAAUAUCAAUUGCUUGUCUGCUGUUAUCGUUUUGGCUUCUUUGGCUUAUUGCCUUAUCUGAGCUCUUGUUUUCUUACCCUAUAUGGCCAGUUAAUACUUGCUUGGACUCGACCGAAUGUUCGGCUUUAUCAUUCAUUGUUGGUGUACAUGGUAUAGCGCUAUUAGUUGGAACAGUCGGCUGGAUAUGCAGCUCACCUACGCUUUCGACUGUGUUGGUGGUGCCACCACUGUGCUUCGGUGGUGGUAUGACAGGUGUUGUUGUCAGCCUCUGGGUCGCAGAAUUGGAAGAACCUAAUAAGAGCUAUUUUACGACUCCGGAAUUCAUCUGCUUCCUUUGUCUUUGGAUGUUCAUCGUCUAUGCAGUUAUCAUUAUAGCGAGGUACUGUCGCUACUUGAAAGCCCUGGGUUUGAUCAGAAGCCGUAAUCGCUUCAAUGUCGAUGUGUUCAAGGAACGUCUUUUUGGUACCCCUCCAUUGAAGGAGUUUAGUCGUAUGGAAUUUCCCCGUUGUUCGACUUUGUCUGAUUCCAUACCUGACGACAUUUUCGGUGAUUAUGAACCGGACUCAGAACUUACUUGA
This is a messenger RNA of Haemonchus placei, 1617 nucleotides long. The record is from the annotation of a GenBank genome assembly. NCBI's taxonomy places the organism in Eukaryota, Metazoa, Nematoda, Chromadorea, Rhabditida, Trichostrongylidae.